ACUUAGUGUCGUGUGUCCUGCGCUGCUGCCCUUGGCUGUGUUCAGCUUCCAGCUUGUGAUUCCUGCUGAGUACACUCGGGAGUUGUAUUGUCCUGUAUUCACAUGGAUUCUCUAUAGGACUCUGUAUUAUUAGUGCUAUGGCCUCUAGUGCACUGGGGGUGACUCUGUGCAGAAGAUGUUCUCUUCUGGUUCUCAGAAGGGGGCACAGUGCAGUAAGCAGCAGUGGAUGGCAUACAUAUGGCACCCCCAACCUAAGGAGGGCAUCCACCUCCAGAACAGAGAGCCUUUUCAAUGUAUUUGACAGGGACAUGAAGAGGAGGCAGAAGAACUGGGCAGCAAACCAGGCCAAUGCCCAUCAGUACCAGUACCUACGGGAAGAGGUUGGAGACAGAGUUGCAGAUCGUGUGUUUGAUGUGGCCCGAACGUUUCCUUUUGCUUUAGAUAUCGGUUGCGGUAGAGGUUACGUACCGCGUCAUCUGACAAAGGAAACGGUAGAAAGAUUAGUUCAUGCCGACGUGUGCGAGAAGCCGCUGAAAAGCUAUGCCGUUUCUGAAAUUCCAGCAAUAAAUGUAGUAGCUGAUGAAGAAUUUCUGCCUUUUAAAGAUAAUACAUUUGACCUUGUUGUCAGCAGUUUAAGUUUACAUUGGGUGAAUGAUCUACCAAGGGCAUUUCGAGAGAUUUAUCGGGUCCUUAAGAAUGAUGGCGUAUUUAUUGGGGCAAUGUUUGGUGGAGAAACACUAUAUGAGCUCCGCUGCUCACUGCAGCUGGCAGAGAUUGAAAGAGAAGGAGGAUUUUCCCCACAUGUGUCACCAUUCACCGCUGUAAAUGACCUGGGCAACCUGAUGGGAAGAGCGGGCUUUAACAUGUUAACUGUGGACACAGAUGACAUUCAGAUUCACUAUCCUGGGAUGUUUGAGCUGAUGAAAGAUUUACAAGGUAUGGGCGAGAGUAACUGUGCUUGGAACAGGAGAUGCCUUCUGCACAGAGAUUCAAUGCUUGCAGCUGCAGCCAUAUAUCAAGAGAUGUAUGGAGAGGAGGAUGGGUCCGUACCAGCCACAUUUCAGAUCUACUGUAUGAUCGGAUGGAAACCUCAUGAAUCACAGGCAAAGCCAGCCAACAGAGGCUCCGCCACAAUGUCAUUUGGAGAACUAGGAAAAAUAAAUGAAAUUGUGUCUAAAUCUAAAAAAGAGGACACCUAAAAAUGGCAAUCUUUACCAUUGAUUUGUCUAUGCAGAAUCAUAAUGAUAGGUUUUAUAAUAAAUGUUGUUAUGGUAAAUGUCAGUUGUGUUCUUGUAUGAAUGUAUAAACAAUAUGAGGGUACAGUACACAGCAUAGGUUUCAGUGAAGAUAAUGUUCAUACCAUCUUUCUUUGUAUUAUAUAUAUUUAUCAGUAUAUUGAUCAGUGAUAGUAUUAUAUAUAUUUCCAAUUUUAUUAAAGGGCUUCUCUGCUUUAGACAA
Molecule: messenger RNA, 1458 nt
Organism: Hyla sarda
Lineage: Eukaryota; Metazoa; Chordata; Amphibia; Anura; Hylidae
Gene: NDUFAF5
Product: NADH:ubiquinone oxidoreductase complex assembly factor 5
Exons: 11
Coding region: 138-1199 (353 amino acids)
Biological process (GO): mitochondrial respiratory chain complex I assembly
Cellular component (GO): mitochondrion
Molecular function (GO): S-adenosylmethionine-dependent methyltransferase activity
Source: RefSeq, a predicted model, not a curated record